This is a messenger RNA of Melanotaenia boesemani (Boeseman's rainbowfish), 2047 nucleotides long. RefSeq names its product interleukin 17 receptor E-like (gene il17rel). Bases 173 to 1768 code for a protein of 531 amino acids. The transcript has 18 exons. The record is from RefSeq and is a predicted model, not a curated record. Gene Ontology annotation, molecular function: interleukin-17 receptor activity. NCBI's taxonomy places the organism in Eukaryota, Metazoa, Chordata, Actinopteri, Atheriniformes, Melanotaeniidae.
UCUCUCCAUAGAGAUCACCAUCAUCACCAUCCCUCCCCCUCUUAGUAUCUUAGUCAAACCUCGUCUGGUUUGGUGCUCAUCAGAACUGAAAAGCAAAACUAAAAGAAAGAAAAGCUGGAAACCUGAAGCAACAGAAGUUUUUUUUUUUUUUUCCAGCACUGACUUGUUGAAAAUGCUUCCUUGGCUUGCCUUGCUGAUGUCUCACUUAUUCUUGAAUGGAGCUGCAGCAGACAGCACAACCCUGGAGAGGAUUGAGGAUUGUCACACAAGCUGUUCUCAGGGACUGAACUGCAAGACCAAGCCAGAUUACUGGUUCCACCCUGCAUGUCAGGAUCCUGUGGAAGGCUUCAACAACACUUCUGUGUUCCAUAACAUCAGCCUCUCAACAGUUAUGAAGUGUGAGCGGAAACAGAAGUGUGCGCUACACCUCCGAAUCAAGACAUCUCUACAACUUGCUGAGCCCAUCCAUGGCGUGUCUUUUUGCACCAGCACUGCAGGGAUGAUAACAAAUUGUCGAAACUUACACUUCACCAAAGCAUCAAGAAGUAAAAUGUCAGGAAAGCUGGUGACCGUGGAGAAUGACUGCACAGAAGUUGCUCCAAACCAGCGAAUGCAAAUAACCGUGAGAACAAUUCCAAGCUACUGUGGCAUAACCAUGGCUGGCACUUAUAAUACUCCAGGAUGCAUUAAUGAAGAUCUGAGAGAAAAUGUCCCUGAAUGCAUCACUGGCAGGCUGUCGUAUGAUAUAAACCCAGAGAAGAAGGAGCUGAAGAUCAAUGUCUCGGACAUGCUUGAAGACCACGACUACCACCUCCGUCUGUGCCAUAAGAAUUUCAUUUGCACCGGCACAGGGGCCAGUACACUGAUAAAGAAGGAGCAGCCCAUAAAGAGUGCCGUCCUUUCAUAUUUACAACCUUUGCCCUGCCUCUGUAUCGAGGGUUGGUCAGCUGUGAUGGAUGCGCCCAGAGUCCAAGUCUGCCCAUUCAAAGACCGUCUUGAGGAGCUGUGGUCUGGAAUAAGUUUUGACCCAGUGAAAGAGACAUUAUUAUGGACUCCUGCUUGUUCAGUAACAGCGGUGGCUGGGUUAUGUGACAAAAGAGAGGAUGACGUCUGUGUGGAUCUACCUCAUUCCUCGCAGAAUGUUAGCAGGGAAAAGAUAACAUUUGCCAAAGUGGAUCCACACCCCCAACUGUGUAUAAGGUUUACAUCAGGAUCUCAGUCCUGGACCCGGUGCCCAUUUGCUGAUGGGAUCAAAGUGUGGGGUGUGGAUGUGACAACACGAAAGGGGCAUGAAGUGCAGAUUUUCUCACAGAUCACGGCAAAGUUUUCUGUGGGGUGGUGUAUGACAUCUGAAGGGUCACCAGCGUGUAAGACCAGUGAAACACGCACUGUUCAUGUGGAGAAACUCAAAGCUGUUGAUUUAAUGCUGGCUGGAGAAUCAUGCAACUCUUGUCUCCAGGUGAAGAGGCUUGACGUGAAAUAUGCUGCUACAGUUGUUCACUGUUUUAAGCAGUGUUCUCAGACCACUUGGGACCUGACCUGGGUUGUUCUACCAGCUGCUGUUUGCCUCUCUGGCAUCAUAAUUGUCACUCUGGUGGUCCACAUAAUGUUGAAUGUGUAUCAAAGGCGGAAACAAAAAAAUGAAGUCUCUGUAAAACAGAAAGAUUCUGCUCUGGACUCUGUGGUCUCUGCAUUGCACACUCAGCCCGUUUUCGUGCAUGAUUUACAGCAGUGUGGAAGCAACGAGAAGGCCAACUUAAUCUCCUAAUGACCAAAGAGGGGUGCUCUGUCUUGUAGCAUCACUUGUAUUGUGAUGUAAAGAUGUUACGAAAACAAAGUUCUCUGUUGAAUAUAUUUGUGUUAUUCUUACAGAUGUUACGAAUUGUAUGUGUCUCCCUGUAUAUGCUGGCUUGUAGGCUUAUUAUAGUCAAAACUGGGUAAAAGUUAGUGAAAUGUUUUUGUUUUGUGUUAAGAUAUUUAAUCAUCCUGCAGCUACCACUUACAUCAUUAUGUAAAAAUCUAUUUUCAAUAAAAAAAGUAAACAACC